AAAUAUAAAAGGCUUCUGUUGUUGCAAUCUUAUGAACAGUUUGUUCACAACUAGAACACCAUGUCGAAGAUCUUUCUGUUCCUGACAUUAUUGUGCACCUGUGCAUUUGCAUCGGUGCUGAAGAACACGAAGCAGCAAAAACGGGGUGUCAUCAGUAAUGACGGAUGGAUCGGUCUAUCGAGUCUUUAUGGACAUGGACAAUCAAUCGAACGUAAUUCUUGGAAAGGACUCAAACUUCUCGAGAUUAAUCCGCAUGCAGGGUUACAUCUAGCAAGUGCGUCUUAUAGAAGUGGCAUCGCCUUAACACCCGGAAUUGUAAAAACUGUACCAGUGUAUUUAACGAAGCACGUAGUGCUGGAGAAGCCGGUGCCAGUUCCGGAGCCGGUAAUCAUAGAGAAACCGUAUCAUGUGCCACUACCGAUCGAGAAGAUUGUUCAUAAACCAGUCCCGAUUCCCGUCCCGGUACCUCAGGCGGUGCCGAUCCCCGUGGAGCGUCCAGUGCCAAUCCCAGUGAAGCAGCCGAUCGCGGUACCCGUGCAGCAGCCGUAUCCGGUCCCAGUAAAGCAUCCGGUACCCGUGCCGGUUCCGGUGCCGAUCCCGGUUCCGCUGCAAUCGUUACCGCCCCCAUUGCUUCCGCUGAUCCCGUUCAGCGAUCAUCCUGGUGCCAUCUAUGCGCACGACUACGCACCCGAUCAUCUUCACGUCCACCCGUCGCCGGUCGCCGUGCACUUGGACCACGGCAUCGCUCCCCUUGCUCAUGGCAUCAGCCAUGGGAUUGGUCAUGUGCUGGAGCACGGUUAUGGCCAUGGUUACGACUGCCACGAUGCCCAUGCUGAUCGUCUCGUCCAUGGGCACGAUCACAAAAAGAGGAAGACUGACAGGAACUGACUUGAGUAGACAGAGGGCAGAAGGUCGUUGAAAUUAUAAUGUUGUGUAU
Trachymyrmex septentrionalis is the source of this 937-nucleotide messenger RNA. RefSeq names its product E3 ubiquitin-protein ligase RNF12-B-like. The coding region runs from base 61 to 888 and encodes 275 amino acids. The record is from RefSeq and is a predicted model, not a curated record. NCBI's taxonomy places the organism in Eukaryota, Metazoa, Arthropoda, Insecta, Hymenoptera, Formicidae. The transcript has 4 exons.